GUGUUAUGUUCAUUUAUUUUAUUACUGAACGUCACUAAUUCAUAUGCUGGAUUAUUAUUUCUCACAUUUUUUUGUUUUGACAAAAAUUAGUUUCGUUAUUUCAUAAAAUAAGUUAUUUGAUGGAAAGUUGAAAAAUCUUAGAAGACUAAUUUAGAAAACAGAUGAUACAAUAGUAGAUUCACAAUACUCCUCUCUCUUACGAAUUUGUGGUCAAUAAUCUUUGAUUGAUUCACUGAGGAGCUCUGAGUUCUUGCAAGACCUGGUAAAAUAUGGACUUUGCUAAUAUGGACCGUGCACAACUCACUAUGGUGGGAUCAGGAUUUUCUGCUUUGCUUUCGAUGCAUUUCACCAUACAGCUCUUGUCACAACACCUUUUCUACUGGAAAAAUCCAAAGGAGCAAAAGGCAAUAAUCAUGAUUAUAAUUAUGGCUCCCCUUUAUGCCAUUGACUCGUUUGUCGGUUUGUUAGAUAUUCGUGGAAGCAAAGCAUUUUUCAUGUUUCUAGACUCGGUUAAAGAAUGCUAUGAGGCUGUGGCAAUUGCCAAAUUUUUGGCUUUGAUGUAUAGUUAUUUGAAUAUAUCCAUCAGCAAAAACAUUGUGCCUGAUGAAAUCAAAGGGAGGGAAAUUCAUCAUUCCUUUCCGAUGACUCUAUUUCAGGGGCUGGUGGUUAAAAUUCUAGUCGCGAUGGGCGUUAUCAAAUCUCACCAUUUUUGGUUGGAUGUGGAGCACCUUCAGGAAGCCAUUCAGAACGUUUUAAUUUGUGUGGAGAUGGUUUUCUUUUCUGUUAUGCAGCAAUAUGCAUACCACGUGGCCCCUUACAGUGGCGAUGUCGAAGCAAAGUUGAAACUGAAAAAGGAUGACUAAGUUGAUGCACAAGACAUUAGUGUGAAUAGACACUUUUCCUCUCUGCUUUUUCAUUAGUGUGUAAUGCAGUUUAUUGUUGGGUAACCUGUUGAUCCAGAUCAGAGAGAUAGGAAGCAUGCUCAUCUUAAGAUAGAAUUUCUAUCACUAUCUGACAAACAUCCUUUUACUCUUUUGUGGUUGAACUUCUUGUAGGUGCAUCGGUAAUUUUUCUUCACGAGAGUGAGACCUGCAAAAA
Capsicum annuum is the source of this 1098-nucleotide messenger RNA. RefSeq names its product transmembrane protein 184C. NCBI's taxonomy places the organism in Eukaryota, Viridiplantae, Streptophyta, Magnoliopsida, Solanales, Solanaceae. The record is from RefSeq and is a predicted model, not a curated record. Gene Ontology annotation, molecular function: transporter activity. Gene Ontology annotation, biological process: transport.